UCCUGGGCGGCCGCGGGGCUGCGAGUAUAAGAGCCAGCUGCCCCCCCAGUGCAGGAGGGUCCCUCGCAACAUGGAGCGCUGCUGCCGCCUCUGCCUCCUCUGGCUACUCUGCCGAGGCCUCUUGGGCCACUUGGCCGCUGGCAUGGACGUCCAAUGCAGUGACAGGCAGUACGAGCACAAGGGCAGGUGCUGCUCCCGCUGCGCCCCAGGACAGAAGGUGACGGCCACUUGUAUCGAGGGGUCGGGAGUGUCCAAGUGUGCUCCCUGCGAGGAGGGGUACUUCCAGGCCCACUGGACCAAGGAGAAUCACUGCAUGCCCCACAGCUACUGCGACUCCAACGCUGGCCUGGUGGUAAAGACACCGGGGGAUGAGAAACAGGAUGUCACGUGUGGCUGCCAGGUGGGCAUGCACUGCACCAGCGCCCAGUGCCAGACCUGCCGGCCGAAACCCCUCUGCAAGCCAGGCUUUGGACUCAUGCCAAGAGCCCAGGAGGACGCGCCGCCCAUGUGCCAGCCCUGCCCGGACGGCAGCUUCUCCAAUGUCACCUCCAACAGCAAGCCAUGCCAGCCCUGGAGCAGAUGCGAGGAUCAGGGGCUGGUGAUGAAGGAGAACGGGACCCGGAGCUCCGACGUGGUGUGUGAGCCACAACGCAGCCGCAGCCGCAGCCCCUCCUUGGUCUCAGUGCUGAUCCCCAUCCUGGCUGGCACCUGCGCCCUGGGGCUCUUCCUCUUCUGCUUGUAUCGCAGAGGUUUCCAGAGACUGCUGCAGAAGCAGGUACAUCCUCCGGUCCCCCCAUAUGAAGAGGAUACCGUGCUGCUGAAGAAUGUGAAGGUGGACGUGGACGGAGAGCCGCGCCCGGAGCCAUCAGAGGAGGAUGAGAUGCCGAGCGAGCAGAACAUCCCCGUGCAGGAGACCACAGUGGGUGGGCAGCCUGUAGCCCAGGAGGAUGGCAAGGAGAGCCACAUCUCUGAGCGGGAGAGGCCAUGAGGUGGCGUGGGGCACCCACACUAGGGCCCACUGCCUCGCACGGGUGGAAGCCAGGUCCAGCGCGUGCUGUGCCGCCAGGCAGCCCAGGGCAUGGCCGGCUGCCCGGGGGCUGGGGCACAGCCUGCACCCGUCGCCUACGAGCACGAGAGGUGGUGGAUCCCACAUGGCCAAGGGUGACAUGGCACGGCACGGCAUGGCACGGCUCUACGAGGCUGCAGGUCACGGGUGCCCAGGGGCUGCUGUUGGUGCACAGACGGGGCAGAGAUGCCAGGGCCUGCAAGGACAGUGCGGGACUGACUGCCCGUGGAAGGUGGACGCAGGAAACGGAGGCAUUUUGGGACUCCACGCUGAAUCUGCCCGUUGGACAAUAAAGGUCCGGAGGCUGCGCCCACGGUGCCUCCUGGCGCUCACGGUG
This is a messenger RNA of Gavialis gangeticus (Gharial), 1403 nucleotides long. RefSeq names its product CD40 molecule (gene CD40). Gene Ontology annotation, cellular component: membrane; CD40 receptor complex; external side of plasma membrane. Lineage: Eukaryota; Metazoa; Chordata; Crocodylia; Gavialidae. Gene Ontology annotation, molecular function: antigen binding; transmembrane signaling receptor activity; protein binding. The coding region runs from base 71 to 988 and encodes 305 amino acids. The record is from RefSeq and is a predicted model, not a curated record. Gene Ontology annotation, biological process: inflammatory response; positive regulation of tyrosine phosphorylation of STAT protein; positive regulation of isotype switching to IgG isotypes. The transcript has 9 exons.